Molecule: messenger RNA, 960 nt
Organism: Zasmidium cellare ATCC 36951
Lineage: Eukaryota; Fungi; Ascomycota; Dothideomycetes; Mycosphaerellales; Mycosphaerellaceae
Exons: 2
Coding region: 1-960 (319 amino acids)
Molecular function (GO): dioxygenase activity
Source: RefSeq, a predicted model, not a curated record
AUGGGGUCGUACGAAGAAGGGACAUUCACCGUACCAACCAUUGAUCUCAGCGAGUACUUGAGGCAGCCCAACUCAGAAUGUGCAGAGGAUGUCAUCGAGCAGAUCCGAAAUGCUUGUGCAACAAGCGGCUUCUUUCAGCUUGUUGGACAUAAUGUCCCCGGAGCACUACAGCAGGAGGCAUUCGCGGCCGCCAAAGCAUUCUUCAGCCUUUCUGACGCAGACAAACACAAGCUCCGGGGGAAGCCUGGACGAGGCUACGAGGUCAUCGGCACACAGUUCCUAGAACCUGGGAAACAGGCCGAUCUCAAAGAGGGUUUUUUCGUUGGACACGAGAUUGCUGGUCUGGAAUCGUCCACACUUCCAUUUCGAGAGCCGAACGUAUGGCCGCAUGAAGAGCAGAUUCCUGGAUCGCAGUUCAAAGAGCCCCUGCUGAAGUACCAUGGAGCACUACUUCAACUGUCACUCAUCAUCAUGCGGGUUCUCGCUACUGGCAUGAAAGGCUUCGAUACGACCGUCUUCGCCGACUUCUGCCAUGAGCCGAUAGCUUCUCUCCGCCUGCUUCACUACCCUCCGCACCCAGACAGCGACGACGAGACCCUUGUUGGCACCGGAGCGCACACGGAUUUCGGGGCCAUUACUCUCUUGCUGCAAGAUGACAAAUCGGGUCUGCAAGUGCUGAAUCAGGCUUCAAACAAAUGGUUCGAUGUAGUGCCGCAGAAGGGAGCAUAUGUUGUCAAUGUUGGAGAUAUGCUAGAUGUUUGGACCGGCGGUGCCUACAAAAGUACAGUCCACCGAGUCAUCAACAAGUCAGGGGGUGAUCGAUACUCCAUUCCGUUCUUUCUGGACGGUAACCCAGACUGCACAAUCCGACCUUUGGCUGAAGAAACCGGGCCUUGGAAAAUCAAGCCCUUCACGGUGCAGGAGCAUAUGAUGUCGCGAUAUGCUGCCAGCUAUACAUAA